Molecule: messenger RNA, 942 nt
Organism: Phymastichus coffea
Lineage: Eukaryota; Metazoa; Arthropoda; Insecta; Hymenoptera; Eulophidae
Gene: eEF1beta
Product: elongation factor 1-beta'
Exons: 3
Coding region: 168-788 (206 amino acids)
Biological process (GO): translational elongation
Cellular component (GO): cytosol; eukaryotic translation elongation factor 1 complex
Molecular function (GO): guanyl-nucleotide exchange factor activity; translation elongation factor activity
Source: RefSeq, a predicted model, not a curated record
UGAUCUCCAUUCAAUACUAAUACUCGUCUAUGAACGAAACUUACUAAGAAAAAUUUAAUUUAAUUUUGAAGCAUAUAUUUUAAUUGAUAGAACUGAAUAAGAUAUUACAAAGUGUAAGCUUACAAGUCAUUCUGUGAAAAUUUAAUUAUUUAUUAAAAGCAAUAAUCAUGGCUAUUGGAGAUCUCAAAACUGAAAAAGGUGUUCAAGAUUUAAAUGCUUAUCUUUCUGAAAGAAGUUACAUUGAUGGAUGGCAACCGUCACAAGCUGAUGCUGCUGUUUUCCAAGCCUUAGGAACAAUACAAAUUGUAAAUGCACACGUGUUACGAUGGUAUAAUCAUAUAAAAUCUUAUGAUCAUGCAACCUUACCGGGAAGUAAGAACUAUGUAGUUACCUCUGAACAACAUACCGAAGAUAUUGAUUUAUUUGGUUCUGACGAAGAAGAGGAUAUUGAAGCCGCAAAAAUUCGAGAAGAACGGCUAAAAGCUUAUACUGAAAAAAAAUCAAAGAAACCUACUUUGGUUGCUAAAUCAAGUAUUGUAAUCGAUGUUAAACCAUGGGAUGAUGAAACUAAUAUGGACGAGAUGGAGAAAGUAGUUAGAUCCAUCGAAGUGGAAGGACUUAUUUGGGGUGCUUCUAAGCUCGUUCCGGUUGGCUAUGGAAUAAAGAAAUUGCAGAUAAUGUGUGUAGUAGAGGAUGAAAAAGUUUCUGUUGAUUCCCUUGUUGAACAAAUUCAAGAAUUUGAAGACUUAGUACAGUCUGUGGAUAUUGCAGCUUUUAAUAAGAUUUAAAAAGUAUUUUUCAUAUAUUGUUUGUCACUAUUAAUAAAAGAAAGAACAUUCUGUCUAAAAUCAUGUUAUCAUUUUUGAACAAUAUAGAUCGAUCAUAAAUUAGAAUAAAAAUAUAUAACACGGACUAUUCACCCAAGAGCUAAACACAAAGCCG